Molecule: messenger RNA, 1382 nt
Organism: Hyposmocoma kahamanoa
Lineage: Eukaryota; Metazoa; Arthropoda; Insecta; Lepidoptera; Cosmopterigidae
Product: oocyte zinc finger protein XlCOF28
Exons: 9
Coding region: 177-1358 (393 amino acids)
Biological process (GO): regulation of transcription by RNA polymerase II
Cellular component (GO): nucleus
Molecular function (GO): zinc ion binding; RNA polymerase II cis-regulatory region sequence-specific DNA binding; DNA-binding transcription factor activity, RNA polymerase II-specific
Source: RefSeq, a predicted model, not a curated record
GCAACACUCAUUUUGACGUUUUUUUGUAUUGUGUUCCGAGCACAAAUAAAUUAGAUUAAAAGUUAUAUUCCGAGAGUCUAAUUUAAGACGACUAGGAUGGAAAAAAAAGGGUUUUAAUUAAUUAUGCAGCUUUAACGAAUUCUAGACAAAUAUAAGUUGGAUUAUUUUGUAUAAACAUGAAUAAAAUCUGUAGAAUUUGCUUAGAAGAAGGAGUACUUUCUUCCAUUUUUACUAAAAACUUCAAUAUUUCGCUGUGUGACAUGGUUGAAUACAGUUGUAACAUAAAGAUAAGCAGAAAUGAUGGUUUACCAGAACAGAUGUGCAGUAAUUGUAUUUAUAAAUUGGGAAUAGCAUAUCACUUUAAGCAAACUUGUGAAGGAGCUGAUCUGCGUUUGAGACAAUAUACUGGCUUAAGAAUACCGGAAAAGUUUGUGGAAGUUGCGGUAAUGACCGAUCCUAUAGUUCCCCAUACUAUAAUUAAGAAGUGCAAAUGUAAAUUAGGACAACAGAAAAAUAGCAGGACUAAUUACAAGAGGAAGCCUGAGUCAGAGAAAUUAAAAAGAGGACCCAAGCCAAAACCAAAACAGGUGCAUGCUUGCUACCAGUGUGAUAAGCAAUUCAGGUGCCAAGCACAGCUGGAAAUGCAUGUCAGAACACAUACAGGGGAUAAGCCAUUUGGCUGUAUGUACUGUUCACGCCAGUUCACUCAGAAGCACAACUUAACCAUUCAUCUUCGUGUACAUACUGGGGAAAAGCCAUUCCAGUGUGAGAUUUGUAGCAAAAGAUUUUCUGCGCAGGGUAACCUGCAGGCUCAUAUAAAGAUUCAUACUGGGCAAAGAGAUCACGUAUGUUCUCUUUGCAACAAAUCAUUCAUUACCUCCAGUGAAUUAACACGACACAUGUCAAAGCACCGAGGUGUUAAAAACUUUAAGUGCAACCUCUGUGAUGCUGCAUACAUACACGCUAGAGAUUUGAAACUACACAAAAUGAAAAAACAUGAUGUUUUAUCCCAAAAUCAAAAAUUGCCAAAUGAAGGUUUCAAUAAUAGCACUAAUAUAGAUAUAAUAGGUAUUGAUGUUGACAAGGAAGCACCUCCAAUGCCAGCAAAAGUCAACCACGAUAUUGUACAUCUAGUCCACAAAGAUCCUGCAAGGAAUCGACCAGAACACAGCCAUACAUUGCUGCCAUAUGAACAUAAAGAUGGAAAGGAAGUGUAUCACCAUCAAGGACUAGAGUCACCAACUUGUACCAUUUGCGGAGAAGGAUUUGAUUACAUGACUGCUUUAGCUCAACACUACUUGCAUCAACAUAAAGAGUAUGAACACAACAUGAAAAAUUAUGGAUUAAAUUUAACAUGAACAAGCAAGUCAAAUAAUUAAAAC